Molecule: messenger RNA, 3888 nt
Organism: Monopterus albus (swamp eel)
Lineage: Eukaryota; Metazoa; Chordata; Actinopteri; Synbranchiformes; Synbranchidae
Gene: mccc1
Product: methylcrotonyl-CoA carboxylase subunit
Exons: 19
Coding region: 232-2382 (716 amino acids)
Cellular component (GO): mitochondrion
Molecular function (GO): metal ion binding; methylcrotonoyl-CoA carboxylase activity; ATP binding
Source: RefSeq, a predicted model, not a curated record
CUAAUACAAAACAUUACUAGCGUAUGGCAGUAUUUACUACUGAGUUUGCAUGAUAUUAAGGACACAAAUAGUUGUUGUUGGUUUAAGUUGAGUGGGUCACUGUAGUUAAAAUGCUACCAUAGUGCAUAAGGAAAGUUUAGUAAAUUACGAAGUUACCACUUCGCCUUUUCCUUCUCAGUUGGUCAAUUAGCCACUUAGCUAGCUAGCAGCCAAUUGCAAGAGCUGGUAGCUAUGGCUGCAGUCAUUCUGAGUUUCCCAGCCUUGCAAGGUCUGAGGAUAUAUACACCAAAAUUAUCAUGGACCAAAAGAGGCGUGAGGCUUGUUUCAGGGGGGGUUGCAAGGAUAGAAAAGGUGUUAAUUGCCAACCGAGGAGAGAUUGCCUGUCGUGUGAUGCGUACAGCCAAGAAGAUGGGCGUCCGCUCCGUGGCUGUGUACAGUGAUGCAGACAGACACUCCAUGCACGUGGCCAUGGCAGAUGAAGCCUACCACAUCGGUCCUCCACCCUCCCAGCAGAGUUAUCUGUCUAUGGAGAAAGUUUUGGAAGUGGCCAAAAAGUCUGGGUCACAUGCGGUCCACCCUGGUUACGGCUUUCUGUCAGAAAACACAGAGUUUGCUGAGGCAUGUAAACAGGAAGGCAUCAUCUUUGUUGGGCCACCUUCCUCUGCCAUCCGAGACAUGGGCAUUAAGAGCACCUCUAAACACAUCAUGUCAGCUGCUGGGGUGCCAAUCAUUGGUGGUUACCAUGGAGAGGACCAGUCAAAUGAGCGGCUGCAGGCCGAGGCUGCCCGGAUUGGCUAUCCUGUGAUGAUCAAAGCAGUUCGUGGAGGAGGAGGGAAGGGGAUGCGUAUUGCACAGUCAGGCUCAGACUUCUUAGAGCAGUUGGAGUCAGCGAGACGAGAAGCCAGAAAAUCCUUCAACGAUGAUGUCAUGCUGGUUGAGAAGUUUGUGGAGGACCCCAGACAUGUGGAGGUUCAGGUGUUUGGGGACAUGCAUGGUAAUGCAGUUUAUUUGUUUGAGAGAGACUGCAGCGUCCAGAGGAGACAUCAGAAGAUCAUAGAGGAAGCACCAGGGCCUGGUAUUAGUCCUGAGGUUCGGAAGAAACUUGGAGAAGCGGCAGUCAGAGCAGCUAAAGCCGUCAACUAUGUAGGGGCAGGUACGGUGGAAUUUAUAAUGGACGCCCAGCAUAACUUUUACUUCAUGGAGAUGAAUACCAGGCUGCAGGUGGAACAUCCCGUCUCUGAGAUGGUCACUGGGACUGACCUGGUGGAGUGGCAGCUCAGGGUGGCAGCAGGGGAACGCCUGCCUCUCCUCCAGGAUGACAUCAUCUUAAGGGGCCACUCUUUUGAGGCUCGUAUCUACGCCGAGGACCCAAACAAUGACUUCCUUCCAGGGGCGGGACCUUUGCUGCAUCUCUCCACCCCUCCACCAGACCAACACACACGCAUAGAGACAGGAGUUAGGGAAGGGGACGAGGUGUCAGCACAUUAUGACCCAAUGAUUGCCAAGCUUGUGGUGUGGGGGGAAGACCGACCGGCCGCCUUAAAGAAACUGCGAUACUGCUUACGGCAGUACAAUAUUGUGGGAUUGAACACUAACAUAGACUUUCUGCUGAGCCUUUCGGGUCAUCCAGAGUUUGAGGCUGGAAACGUCAGCACCAGUUUCAUCCCUCAGCACUAUGCUGACCUCUUUCCCAACCUGAGAGCUCCUUCUGGGGCAACGAUCUGCCAGGCGGCUCUGGGCCUGGUGCUGCAGGAGAGGAACCAUACACAGGAGUUCACACAGGCCUCCACUGACCCUUUCUCCCCAUUUGGCUUCAGCAGCGGUUGGAGAAACAACAUAGAGUUUAACAGAAACAUGACACUUCAGCUGGGAGACGAGAAAGUCAAUGUGGCCAUCACAUACAAAGAUGAUGGAAGCUACAUUAUGCAGAUCGGUGAGGAGAAAUACCAUGUGACUGGAGAGGUGGAGCUCGAGGGUGGAGCUUCAUUCCUGUGUUGUUCUGUCAAUGGGGAGAAGUCACGUCCCAAACUGGUGAUCCUGGACAACACGGUGCACCUGUUCUCCACGGAGGGAAGCGCCCAGGUGUCGGUUCCAGUGCCGAAGUAUCUGGCUGGUGUGAGUGGCUCUGGGGCUCAGGGUGGAGCUGUGGCCCCCAUGACUGGAACCAUAGAGAAGGUGCUGGUGAAGACCGGAGAUAAAGUGACUGCUGGAGACCCGCUGAUGGUCAUGAUUGCCAUGAAGAUGGAGCACACAAUCCGUGCACCCAAGUCAGGCGUGAUCAAAAAGGUGCUCUUCAGUGAGGGUUCUCAGGCCAAUCGCCAUGCUCCACUGGUGGAACUGGAGGAGGAAGGGGAGGAUAACGGGGACGGUGGCAACCAGUAAAUGCAUCCCAACAACAUACAUAGAAACACCGAGACAGGUAGGAGAGAGCCUGAACUAGUUACUAUGACAACUAGAGGGAAAGUGAGUCGAUGUCAGUGGAUAUGUUUUAGAGCGAGUCUGACAUGGACAAGACAAAAAUGAUUGCCCUGGGUGAGCAAAAUGUAUUUCAGAAGGUGACCUGAAUUGUUCCUGGGUUGGACUGAAAAGUAGGAAAUAAAAAAAGUGUUUGCCUCAGUGGACAAAAAGCACAAGACUUUCUAAUGUGCAGUUACCUUUUACGCAGCAGAGAAAUGACUGGAGAACUGUUUGUUUUGGGUUUGUGUUUUCAUGUAAUCAGAGAUUAUGACUUUCUCACCAUGUCUGUAGAUGUUUCUUUCCAUGUCCGUGUUGGUUUCUGUCAGUGCUGUAGAGUUAAUGAGCUGGGAAAUCCUGUCCUUUUGUUCAGUACAGAUUAAUGCACUUUAGCACAUUGCAAUCUCUUCUCUGUGCACAGUAUGUGUGUACUGUCUGAACACAGUGACAACACUAAGUGCAGAGUAAACACGUCUGAGGCAUAAGGUGUAGUGUAGGAUGGCAAGUGAGAACUUUGAUCUAAAAUUCCUAUAAAUAAACCUCUGUGAACUAGAAAUAGUUACUGAAACUAAUUGUCACAUUCACGCUGACAUGGCAUUAGAAGCGGUUUGUUUCUGGCCCUGUGUGGGGAAACAUAAGUGCAUUGUCACUGUGAAGUAAAAACCAAUGCAAGUUUUUCUACAUUUGCUGAUGAGUUGAGAAAAUGCUGCUGCAUGGUUUUCACUGGACAGUGGUAAUGAAAGAAAAGUGGUGGGAUGAUGCUUAAUCCAUUGUCGGUGUGGGACGGUAUUUAGUACCGGGGUUUGACAGUGUCCACCCAGUUUAAACUCACUCGCUGUGUUCAGACUGGCUGAAUCAAGGGUUUCACUUUAACCCUUUACUCUGGUAUGGACCAUGGAUGGAUCACUGAACGGGCCUCUGGGUACAGGCACAAAACUGAUGGAAAUGUCUGAAAAAUUAUGAAUAAUUGACAGAGAAUGGCUACAAAUAGAUGCAAAACAACCUGAAACUGACUACAGAUCAUGGGAUUAGAAGUGUGGGAGAGGUGGGGGGCCUUUUACGUGUCUGUGCCCAGGGGCUCGUUGCCUCACGAUCCGUCCAUGGUAUGAACCAGCCUGCUCUGAGGAGAGUGAACGUGGCAUCGAGGAGAAACACUCCCAGAAUGACCAGAGUGUUCUGAAGCACAUUUUCAGUAUGUUUGUGGCCAGAUUUAGCUCAGAGUUUAAAGCAACCCAUAACUAAUGAAAUGCUCUGUUUCUGUUUAAAUCUCCCAUCAGUUCAGUGAUUCAUGUGAACCUGACUUUCUGCUGCUCACACUCUUCUGACCUGUGACUGGCCGUGAGGCCUCAUAGAUUAUUUUGAAUUGUAUGACAGGUGAUUUUUUUUUUUUAAAUUAACUGAUAACAUGCUGCAAUAAAAUACUGUCAAAGUGUA